Messenger RNA from Nylanderia fulva, 2431 nucleotides. Its product is annotated as putative inorganic phosphate cotransporter. The record is from RefSeq and is a predicted model, not a curated record. Gene Ontology annotation, biological process: monoatomic anion transport; transmembrane transport. Gene Ontology annotation, cellular component: membrane. Gene Ontology annotation, molecular function: transmembrane transporter activity. NCBI's taxonomy places the organism in Eukaryota, Metazoa, Arthropoda, Insecta, Hymenoptera, Formicidae.
GAAAUUGUUAAUCUGGAAAUACCUUUGUUGAAAAGGUAUUUAGAAAAGAAGAACCCUUUGAUUUUCUCUAUUCUUUUGAGAAUUUCCCCACUUCUGUUCUGACUUUCCUAUACCUGAAGCAACAACGGACAGUGUGGGGGUAUAAAUAGUGUGCUUCAACGGAAAAUCACUCUUACAAAGCUAGAGACGACGAACAACAGUCAAAUGGUCAUGGCCCACGUGCGAGAAUUUCAAAAAUCAUCACAUGUCGCGAGUUUGUGAGAAUAUGUUCUUUUGAGUUUCAUUGGUUUUCGAAUUAAUGUUACAAUAUGUUUAAGUUUCAAAAUUGUCAUCAACGAUUAUAUCAAUUUUUAUCACGAUGGAUUCCUAUACGUAUAUGGAUCUGCGUGAUGAUGUUCACCGCUUGCUGGACCAGUUACUCAUGCCGCCUGCAAAUGCCAAUCCUGGUGGUGCCAAUGAUCGUGGAACCACCGGUCAACCAUACGAUCGGCGGCGUGUGCAUGUUCGAUGAGUCCUCGCGACGACGGCGCGACAUCGUCAGCUUCCUUGACCCAGGCAGCUAUGUGGAGGAAUACAUCUUGGAUCGCGUCCAAGAGGAGCGAGAUCACAGAUUGCAACGUCGUGAGGCAACGAGCGAGUCACGGUCGCCGGACGCUCGGCUUGAGUUAUUCAGCGGUCUACCGUUCGACUGGUCCCCGACAGUACGGGGUCAACUAUUAGCUAGUUAUGCUUACGGCAACGUACCUGGCAACUUCAUCGGCGGCUGGUUAGCCUUGAGAUAUGGACCGCGACACGCGGUCCUUUGGACGUCGCUUCUGGCCGCGCUGAUAUCGCUGGUGAGCCCGCUCAUUGCACAGUGGCAUUGGGGAUUAUUAAUGAUCUCGCGGAUCAUCAUCGGGAUCACUGGUGGUGUCAUUUUCCCCGCGUGCCACACCAUGGUAGCUAAAUGGGCACCGCCGCACGAGCGGGCACGCUUCAUUUGGUCCCUCCUCGGUGGCACUUUCGGCACUAUCCUCACAUAUCCCAUGAUAGCCGGCAUCGCGGAGAACAUAAACUGGGAGUGUGGCUGGUACAUACCGUCCCUACUGAUGUUGGUGUGGGUUUGCGUGUGGGCAAUGUUCGCCUACGAUUCACCCGCCGAGCAUCCGGGUAUUACUGCCGAGGAGAAGAACUAUAUUUUAACAGCGCAAGCGGGAAUAGUGCGCGCAGAAAAACCCACGUGGAAGCAAACACCGCUGCGGCAGAUAUUAACAUCGGUGCCGUUUAUCAGUCUGGUCAUAUGUCACUUUGGGAAUCUCUUCUUGUUAUUCUUCUACCAAAACUCGCUAAUGUUGUACUUGACGAAAGCCUUGGGUUUCAAAUUAACGAAGGGCGGUGCCGUGGCUGGUGCUCCAUGGGGUGCUAGGAUGCUUUUUGGAUUCUUCUUCAGCUGGGCGGGUGACACUAUCAAAAGAAAGCAGAUCAUCAGCAUCACUCUCUUACGAAAGCUUGCGACUAUAUUCUCGCAUUUUAUUCCUGGUAUCUUCCUGGUACUGGUUGGCUACGUUGGCUGUGAUUUCGUGCUUGCAAAUGUCUUUCUGUUCUUUGCGUUGGGUUUCAACGGCGCUGCUCUUAUCUCGAAUCUAUCCAACAACCAGGAUCUUGCACCAAAUUUUGCCGGUUUCCUUUACGGUAUCAUGAAUGCAGUCGGCACUACUUCCGGCAUGAUUAUCCCGCCGACAGUCGAAGAAAUAGCCGGCAAAUACGGAAAUCCCAUUGACAGAUGGCAAAUACUCUUCUGGAUCGGUGCUGCGGUAUGCAUCGGGAGUAUGUUUGUGUUCCUGUUUGGAGGUAGUGGUAAUAUACAAAGCUGGAAUGAACUUCGAUCGAUCAACAGACCAAAGGAUGAUGUAGAAGCAAGGCAAACUAAUUCAGAGCCUACUGAAACUAUAGCGCAAACUUAAUUUUAAUAAAUUCAAAAUUCUUAUUUUAAUAAUGGAUACAUCGUGAACAUGACACACAACAAAUAUUUUAGUUAUUAGUUUAAUAAUAUCUUAAACAGGAUAAAGUCUGAAAACUAUCCAAGAAAAAGACUGCAAAAUUAGAAUAUUUUAUAAAAAGAGGUUUUAGAAAAAUAACUGAAUGAUAUUAGGAAAAUUAAAAUGUGAAAUUGAAGAAGCAUUUAAAAAUUAGACUGUUUAAAACAUUAUAUUAUUUCUUAAAAUUGCAUAGCUUUGUUGCGUUAUUUAUCGAAUUUCAUGCUCAAUAAAAUAUCAUUUUAUUGAACUUCUUUCAUGUCUUCAUAUCUCGAUAUAAUGUUCAUUAAAGAAAUAUUAUUAUUUAUUUUUAACUUCAUUAUUCUUGCAGUCAACCGACACACAUAUCGAGUGCUCCACUUCAUAUAUGUAAGAAUCGAAUUGUGAUAUCAAAAUAAAAAGAACGCAAAAAAUAA